Tachysurus fulvidraco (yellow catfish) is the source of this 1428-nucleotide messenger RNA. Its product is annotated as mast cell protease 1A-like. Bases 421 to 1179 code for a protein of 252 amino acids. Lineage: Eukaryota; Metazoa; Chordata; Actinopteri; Siluriformes; Bagridae. The transcript is spliced from 6 exons. Gene Ontology annotation, molecular function: serine-type endopeptidase activity. Gene Ontology annotation, biological process: proteolysis. The record is from RefSeq and is a predicted model, not a curated record.
CUAAUCCAGGCGGCCACUGGAAAACCCUGACGUAUUUUUUAUUGUCAGUAUUGACAGUUUGAUGGUGAUUGACGUUUCAUUUCAGUCCAGCACCUCUUUAAGCCAUUAGGUGGCGCUCGAACCGUCGGCGGCGCCACUGCACAUCUUUCUAAGCUCGCAAGAGAGAGAGAUGUGACUGCAUGGAACAGAAGACUAGAAAAGGGGAAAGAACCAAAGUACACGUGGCAGCAUGUGGGACACUUGUGAAAUAUGAGUGGAAGUUGACCUUUUGGAGAAGAGCUCUACAAACUCAAUUCUCUGCAUAAGCAUUGCUCUAGAGAAUGUGUGAACAAGUGGUGUUUGUGGUCUGUGCUGAUCUGUGCAUCAUAGUAUUUAAACCUUUGUUUCUCCGAGAGAAGAACUCAUUGUCUCUCAUUUACGAUGGCUCUCCUCCCACUGCUUCUACUCAUCUCUCUCCUGUCUCAAAUAGGACACUGUGCUUACAUGGGCAUAGUAAAUGGCUCGGAGGUUAAAGCCCAUUCCAGACCCUACAUGGUAUCUGUCCAACAAAACAAAACGCAUAUUUGCGGGGGCUUCCUCGUGUCGAAGAACGUUGUCAUGACGGCUGCACACUGCUGGAAUCCAGGGACGACGCUCACCGUUGUAUUGGGUGCUCAUGAUCUAAAAAAGGACCGGUCAGCUUUCACCCGUAUAGAUGUGAAGCUUUACCACAUCCACCCGAUGUAUGACUCAAAGACGCUGUUCAGUGAUAUCAUGCUGCUGCAGUUAAACAAAACCAUCAACAAGACCAAGCAUAUCAGUUGGAUCUCUAUACCAAAAAAACAGAAUCAGGAUGUUAAGGCCAAACAGGUCUGCAGCAUUGCAGGCUGGGGGAAACGGUCUGACAACAGUAGACCAAGUGAUCGUCUCAUGGAGGUCGACGUCAACAUCAUGGACACAAAAUUCUGCAAGUUAUCUUGGAAAGAGCAAUUCUCUGUUUCCAGUAUGGUGUGCACUAAUGGUCGCGGAGGAUUUCUUGAGGGAGACUCUGGAGGUCCUUUGGUGUGUAAGAACACAGCUGUCGGGAUUGUUUCAUACUACAAUCCAAAAAUGGACCAAAAAACUCAGUUGCCCUAUGUUUACACCAAAAUUUCUAAAUAUCUGUCAUGGAUUAAGUGUAUUUCCGGACAAAUGGAGUAAACACUUGGCUAUUAUUUCAUAUUUUGUGUUUAAAUCUUUCCCAUUUUUUCAUGAAAAUCAAAAAAAAAAAAAGAAACUCAGAACAUUUUGUCAUUUUGUCACUUUGUGGAAUUAAGAAAUAACCAAAUCAAAUUUCCAGAUAUUAUUUUUAAAAAAAUCAUUAUUACUUUGUCAGUUUUUUGUCUUUUUGUUAAUGCAUUUAUACAGUAUGUUGUUUGCUUGUCCAUGCAUUAAUAAAGGCUUUGUUUU